UGCUAUGCAACCGCAAACCGCUUUGCCAGUUGUGUAGCUGACCGCAGAACGUUCGCGCACGACGCCGCGCCUUAUUUUUAAAAAUGACAUCCUUUUCAAAAGAAGACGAAGAGAAGCUAAUAAAUAUUGUUGCUAAAAAUCCAGUACUUUACGACAAAUCUCAUGGUAGUUAUCGCGAUAAUUUAGUUAAAGAUAAAGUGUGGAGAGCCAUAGGAAAGGAGGUUAAGCGAAACAGUGAAGACUGUAAAACAAAAUGGAAAUUUAUUCGCGAUGGUUAUAAACGAUUCAAGAAAAAUCAUACAUUAGGCAUUGGUUCAACAGCCGCGAAACAUUCCAAACAAAAAAGACACCAACUUCUAUUAUUUCUAGACGACGUUCCCGAACACAGAUCUGGAAGUUCUAAUUUACCCCCGUCGCCAGAGGGACUAGAAAUUAAUGAAGAAAUAGAGGAAACUAAGGAUCAAUUAAUUUUAAAGGAACAAGACGCAUCGAACGAUGAUGAGCCACCCUAUACAGAGCAUAAUAGCGACAAGGAGGAGGCAAUUGAAGUCGAGAUGAAGAGAAGGCUCAAACAAGAAUCAAUUUUACACCACUUUAAACAAAGAGAUGAACAGAGAAUUCCCGCGAAAAAGGCUGAUGACGAUAUAGAAUUGUUUGUCCGUUAUAUGGGUGAAGUAUUGCGAAGUUUGCCACCUGUAGAGAAAGCGCAAGCAAAGAAACAGUUGCACGCAGUUCUUUCGGACUAUGAAAUAAUGGCGGCGACAUAUUUAUCUGGCAGAAUCGAUUAUUAGUUUAUCUUUUUUUGUUUGGCAUAUAGUAACAACUCAUUACGUUCAUCUUCUAAUAAAAACCAAUAACAAACUAUCGAACAAGUUGGAAUUCAGACAUUGCGGUCGACCUCAGUCGCAAGGUAGCCUGUGUUUGCGGUCUGCCGCUCACCUCAAAUCAAUGGUAUCGAAACAAGUAUAGAACAUUUUCGAGUGUACCUAUCAUCUCUGAAAGCCUUAUAAAAUACAAAAGAAUCACGCGAAUGUGUUAAUCUUGAGUAAAUUAGAAGUUGAUGAAUAGAUCUACAUUUCUUGUUUUGAUAUAAAUAUAGCGAAGUAAAAUGGAUACAUUUGACGCAGACUAAAUGAUUCAAACUUGUUAGGACGAGGCGCCACAACAGACUCUGCACCAAUACAAAAGUAGGCAGUAUUUAUUGCCUAAUUCAAAGUAGAGAUUGAGCCACAAUAGAGUUCAGCUGCUUUAAUGAUAGAGACUGAACGAGUAAAAAUUAUUAAGCCAAAGCGUCACAAUACGCUACAAAGCGAGGCAACACCUAUUGUAAUACUUCGGCCGCAAGCGACCUCGGCUGACACUGAAUAAUGAAACCAUAUUAAGCCAAGCCAUCACAAUACACCCUCAUUAUUAUAAAGUUAGCCAACACCAUAUUACAUUGCCCAUGACUAAAUUAAACCAAGGCCGUUUACAGAUCAGUUUAGCAAAGAAUAUUGUACACCAACACAAAAUGUAUGAUGAUUUAGAAAUGAUGGAAUACGUUUUUAGGUUAAAAUGAUAUUAGUUUAGUGAAAAUUACAAUAUUUAUUUACAUAUUUCCAAAUUACUCUCCACAUUCGCCUUUUUUAAUUAAAUAUUAUAUCGAAUAUAAUAAUAAUAAAUGUAUAAAUAAACAAGUUUUUCCCUUUUCUUAUUCACUUCCGUUUUCUUUUCCACGUUUUUACUUUUUUUUUUUUUAAUUUAUAUGAUAAAAAUUAAA
Onthophagus taurus is the source of this 1759-nucleotide messenger RNA. RefSeq names its product transcription factor Adf-1-like. The record is from RefSeq and is a predicted model, not a curated record. NCBI's taxonomy places the organism in Eukaryota, Metazoa, Arthropoda, Insecta, Coleoptera, Scarabaeidae.